This is a messenger RNA of Rubroshorea leprosula, 1449 nucleotides long. The record is from the annotation of a GenBank genome assembly. Lineage: Eukaryota; Viridiplantae; Streptophyta; Magnoliopsida; Malvales; Dipterocarpaceae.
GAAGGAAAAGACGACAUCAAAUUGGGGAGAAGCAUCCGGAAAUCUCUUUCUUGUUCUAAGUAACCCAUUUCGAUUGUGCUUUUCUUUGAGGAUUAAGGGCUCUGUACCUUUCGAUUCCGAUCGGUAAUUUAACGAGACGGAGAUGGACAGCAGAUGGGGAGGAGCAAGGAGCGUGUCUCGGGGUAUGCUGCCGCUGCUGGCGCUUCACGCGGCCAGCGAGUACUACAGGCUGCCGUGGAAGCCCCCUGUCACCGCCGGUCUACUCGCCGUCAACACUCUCGUCUAUCUCAGACCUGCUUUUCUCGAUUCCAUCCUUCCGUCUAUUGAUGAAGUCUUGUUCAAUCCCCACCUCAUUCUCAAGCAUAAAGACUUGAAACGCUUCUUCUUGUCACCAUUCUACCAUUUGGGUGAAUCUCACCUGGUCUACAACAUGAUGUCACUUUUAUGGAAGGGGAUACAAUUGGAGACUUCAAUGGGAAGCACUGAAUUUGCAUCUAUGGUUGCUACACUCCUUGCCAUGUCUCAGGGCAUUACACUGCUAUUAGCCAAAUCCCUCUACUUGUUUUUUGAUUAUGAGAGAGCUUAUUACUCCGAAUAUGCUGCUGGAUUUUCUGGUGUCCUCUUUGCCAUGAAAGUUGUGCUUAAUUCUCAGUCAGAAAACUAUACUAACGUGCAUGGACUGAUAGUACCAUCUCGUCAUGCUGCGUGGGCAGAAUUGAUUCUCAUUCAGAUGUUUGUACCUGGUGUCUCAUUUCUCGGCCACUUGGGUGGUAUUCUUGCUGGGAUUCUUUAUUUGAGGCUGAAGCGUUUGUAUGCAGGCGUAGAUCCACUUACUGUGAUUAUCAGAGGAGUAACUGGUGCUUUAAGCUGGCCCUUAAGGCUCAUAAAACAAAUAAUUCCAUUGAGGCGAAGGAGAAUCUCUGGUCGGGGAACUGUUGGGGGGAAUGGGAAUUACACAGGAAGGACAAUGUCUUACGUAUGGAGAUGUCAAGCAUGUACAUAUGAUAAUCCUGGUUGGUUAAACGUUUGUGAGAUGUGUGGAACAAGUCGUGGUGACAAUGGAUGGCCAUCGCGUCAAGUGAUUCAUCGUUCUCCUGAUCUCUCUGCGGAAGAACUACGCCGUCGAAGAAUUGAAAGAUUUGGUUAACAAUCUAGUAAUCUACAGCCAGACGAGGGAAACAGCAAAACAUACUGCUUCAUGAGGUUUCUUAAAUUAACCAAAUAUAGAAAUGGUGGUUAGAUUUUACUUGUAUUUUCAUUUCAGGACGCCUAUAAAUUAUCAUGCUAUUUUGAACCAAUUGACUCGAGUAUGAGGGAUUAGGCUAUGCGUGACAAGUUCGGGCGCCAAAUGUGUCGACUCAGUGUCCCUGUAAAAGUUAAUUCUUUUUAGUUUUAAUUACUUAAUCAUUUUUUUUAUCUCUAAUUGCAUAAUGAAAGUUAAUUUUCUCC